Oppiella nova is the source of this 929-nucleotide messenger RNA. The record is from the annotation of a GenBank genome assembly. Lineage: Eukaryota; Metazoa; Arthropoda; Arachnida; Sarcoptiformes; Oppiidae.
CUAAUUUUGAAAAUAAUUUCGCUCAACACUAACACUCACUUCACUCCUGCCUCUGGGUAUUCGAGAUUGAGAUGUCAUCUCCAGAAGGAUUGUCGUCCUCUGUUUCGGACCCCUUCGCUGAUUAUGUGUUCCCAUCUGUAUGUGAAGAACGCCAUACAUCUCAUACUUCUUGUGAACAAAAUUACAAUCAACUAAAUAAUAAUAAUAAUAAGUGUUCGUCGACUCAACGCAAUCAUAACUCGCAAUCCAAUCGCGAAUAUCAUUUACAGUUAGAUCCGAGAAAUAGCUGUCUUUCUGAAGAUUUGUCGCAUAAUAUCGAAGAAUCCAAGUUAUAUGAGACAGAAUUGGAUACAUGCAGUGGAAGUGGAUCUGAGAUCACAACUCACGGAUAUUACUUCUUACAUCACAAUUACAAUGGACACUGCGAUGAGCCCUUCAAUAGUGGAUACAAAGCAAUGAUGGGGUCGGGAGGCUAUCCAUCGCACGGGCCAUACAAAGUUCAACGUAAUGCAGCCAACAUUCGCGAGAGGAAAAGGAUGCUCAGCAUUAACAGCGCUUUCGAGGAGUUGCGGGUUCACGUACCCACCUUUCCCUUCGAGAAACGACUGUCCAAAAUCGAUACCCUGAGACUAGCGAUUGCUUACAUAGCGCUGCUUAAAGAGAUCUUAGCGUCAGAAUACGAUCCAAUCACUUAUAUUGAGAAGUGUCUGAAAGGGGAGAUCAAGGGAGAGCACACACACGAGUGGAAUACUAGUGAUCUAACGGCAAGACUUUCGUGGAUUAAUUGGGAGAACUUAGGAGUGAAUCCGAACCGAAGAAAUAUAGGUUCUCUUUCUCCCUUCACCAGAGCCUCAAGCCUUCAACAACAGAGCGAUAUGUCGGGUCCUCCCCAUCCCUACCAUUUCAAUGACCGCUCUCUAAGGAAUUGA